UUAAAUGCGGCCAUUCAAGUAGAAGUGCACCGUUUUCACCGCGUCAGAUGUUUGAAAAAAACAGAAAAUUCUUAAAAAAGAGAGAUACAAUCAAUGAAUCCGUGUUUAUCAAUCACAGCGACAAAUCCAAUUCAACUGGUGGUGCCAUCGACCCUCUCAUUCUCUUUCGCGCGUAAUCUCCUUCUUCAGCUGCUCUCAGCCGAUUUCUCUUUCUUUUCACUGAAUUCUGGCGUAAUUGAUGAAUAAAUAGAGGCAUUGUUUUUGGAGGAGUCGAUUUAGCAACUUGUUUGGUGUUUGGAUUUGUAACAAUGUCCUCGAGAGGCCAAUAUCAACCAGUGCCACUGUCGGUUCUACUGAAACGAGAAUCAUCAAAUGAAAAGAUAGAGAAACCGGAGAUUGUACACGGACUAGCGAGCCAGAGCAAGAAAGGUGAGGACUUUACGUUGCUUAAGACGGAAUGCCAAAGAACAAUGGGAAAUGGUGUCACCACAUUCUCAGUUUUCGGGCUCUUUGAUGGGCACAAUGGAUCUGCAGCUGCUAUUUACACUAAAGAGAAUCUCCUUAAUAAUGUCCUAAAUGCUAUUCCAACGGAUCUUAAUACAGAUGAAUGGGUUGCGGCACUGCCUAGGGCUUUGGUUUCUGGCUUUGUUAAAACAGAUAAACACUUCCACAAGAUAGGAAAAAAGUCAGGGACAACUGUAACCUUUGUGAUAAUAGAAGGAUGGGUUAUAACAGUUGCAUCUGUUGGUGAUUCCCAGUGUAUAUUUGACUCAGCUAAUGGUGGAAUAUAUUACUUGUCAGCUGAUCAUAGGCUUGACUGCAAUGAAGAGGAAAGGGAACGAAUCACUGCUAGUGGGGGUGAUAUUGGUCGAUUAAAUGCUGGUUGUGGUACAGAGAUUGGUCCUUUGAGAUGUUGGCCUGGAGGCUUGUGUCUUUCACGAUCCAUUGGCGAUAGGGAUGUUGGGGAGUUCAUUGUUCCUGUUCCAUACAUAAAGCAAAUAAAGAUGUCUAAAGCUGGUGGUAGGAUGAUUAUCUCUAGUGAUGGUGUUUGGGAUGCCUUAUCAGCUGAAGCAGCUCUUGAUUGUUGUCGUGGAAUGCCACCAGAAGCAGCAGCUGCACAGAUUGUGAAAGAAGCUUUGCAGGCAAAUGGUCUUCGAGAUGAUACAACCUGCAUCGUUAUUGAUAUCUUACCACAAGAGAAGCCAGCUGCUCCAUCGCCACCACCAAAGAAGCCAGUAAAACACCUUUUGAUGUCAUUAUUUCGCAAGAAGCCUUCUGAAUCAUUCUCUUAUAAAGAUAAAGAAUACAUGGAGCCAGAUGUGGUGGAGGAAUUAUUUGAGGAGGGAUCUGCUUUGCUUUCAGAAAGGUUGAAUACAAAAUACCCAGUGUGCAACAUGUUUAAGCUGUUCAUGUGUGCAGUCUGUCAAAUAGAAAUGAAACCUGGAGAGGGUAUUUCCGUUCAUGCUGGUACUUCUAGUUUGGUAAAGGUAUGUCCGUGGGAUGGUCCCUUUCUUUGCUCUAGUUGCCAGGAGAAGAAAGAAGCUAUGGAAGGGAAAAGACCAUCAGACAGACAUUGCAUUGACAGUGACUAGCUAGACCUCUCAAAUUACUGUUGCAUUUUAUGGGCACAAAAAUUGUUCUGGAGGUGGUUAUAAAUGGUGAAGAUGGUGCAUCUCACUACAAUGACUACCUUCAAAUUUCUUAUCGGGGAUUCAGGUUCAUUUGCAUCUAAGGAUCCAGUUAGAUCUAUCCAACUCAGAACAUCAGAGUUGAAAUAUGUGUUUAUUUUUCUCAACAGUACCUCAAGCGGGAAAAGAAAAGAAAAGAAAAGAAAAUAUGAAAAACAAUUGAGAAAAUAUUGGCCAAAGGGUUUCAUACUCUUGGCAGUGCAGACUGGCAUGCCUCAGAGGUAAUUCUUUCUUUUUAACAUUUGUGUUCCCAUCUUAUACCGAGCACUUCAAUUCUUAGUAAUAAUGUAUAGGGAGUUUGAUGAGUACAUAAUACACAUUUGUCAGAAGUUAGGAAAAACUUUUUUUAUUAGCUUGUUGAAAGAAAUUUGUUAAUGUAUCGUGUGGUUUAUUGCUAGAGUGCUAUAUUUAUAGCUUUUUAGUGAUCAAGGAUCAAA
Molecule: messenger RNA, 2125 nt
Organism: Gossypium arboreum
Lineage: Eukaryota; Viridiplantae; Streptophyta; Magnoliopsida; Malvales; Malvaceae
Product: probable protein phosphatase 2C 12
Exons: 10
Coding region: 309-1592 (427 amino acids)
Biological process (GO): protein dephosphorylation
Molecular function (GO): protein serine/threonine phosphatase activity
Source: RefSeq, a predicted model, not a curated record